Molecule: messenger RNA, 2031 nt
Organism: Vitis vinifera (wine grape)
Lineage: Eukaryota; Viridiplantae; Streptophyta; Magnoliopsida; Vitales; Vitaceae
Product: small ribosomal subunit protein mL104 (rPPR9)
Exons: 1
Coding region: 298-1896 (532 amino acids)
Molecular function (GO): protein binding
Source: RefSeq, a predicted model, not a curated record
UUCUCUUCUGAUUUUCAGAUGUGGAACGCUUAGCUGGCAAGGUGAAGGGUAUUUUUGGCAUUAAAAUACACAUAAGCUGAAAGGGCAUGAUUCUCCAAAUAUUUUCUAAUUACAUUAUUAAUUUUAAAAUACGUAAAAUUGGGUUAUCAAAAUCAUAUAUUUUCCACAUCACCCACCCAAAACCUGGGCCCAUGGACUGCACUUGGUUCCUCCGCUUCAGAUACCUCUUCUUUUAGGGUUUUGAACAUUUCCUGAUUUCUCUUUCUACAGACACUUCCCUCCUGAUUUCUCUUGAAAAUGUGGAGAUCCUCGACGCCAUUAACGUCUCUCCAACUCCGCAGGCUUCUUCUUCGCUGCUUCUCAUCAUCAUCAUCAUCAUCAUCAUCUUCUUCUUCUUCUUCUUCUUCUUCUUUAGUACAGUCUUAUUGCCUUAGCCCAACUCUCUCCCUAGAUCCCUACUGUCUCUGUUCCUCACAACGCCACUUUGUCUCUCCUUCGUUUCCUCUCUCUAGGCGCUUCUCAUCCCAACCAAACAACAGUGCCGAUGAUGAUCACUCCCAAAUCGCUCAAUCUCUCUCUUCUGAACUCCUUAAGGAUCCGGAUUCAGAGCCUGUUCCCAUUAUCCAAAGGCUCCAGCUCAGCUUUUCUCACAUUACUCCCUCUCCUCCCCUUAUCCUCCAAACACUUAAUACUUCCCCUGAUGCUGGCCGUACAGUUUUAGGGUUUUACAAAUGGCUCUCCUCGAACCCAAAAUUUGUUCAUUCUGAUGAAACCAUCUCCUUCUUUGUCGAUUAUUUCGGUCGCCGGAAAGAUUUCAAGGCCAUCCACGAGGUACUAAUGGAUGGUCGCAACUUCGCCGGUGCUAAAACCCUAGAGUCGGCAAUCGACCGGCUUGUCCGGGCGGGCCGGGCCACGCAGGUGGUUUCCUUCUUUGAUCGAAUGGAGGUGGAUUAUGGAUUCCGGAGAGACCGAGAAUCGCUGACAAUGGUUGUUUCGAAGCUUUGCGAACAUGGAUUUGCCAGUCAUGCGGAGAAAGUGGUGAAAAAUGUGGCCAAUGAGAUUUUUCCUAAUGAAACGAUCUGUGAUUUGCUUAUUAAGGGGUGGUGUGUUGAUGGGAAGCUUGAUGAAGCUAGGAGGUUGGCAGAGGAGAUGUUUAGAGGAGGGUUUGAAAUUGGUACAAUGGCCUAUAAUUCGAUUCUGGAUUGUAUCUGUAAGCUUUGUAGGAAAAAGGAUCCAUUUCGUCUUGAAUCCGAGGCAGAGAAGAUUUUGGUGGACAUGGAUGUUGCUGGGGUUCCACGCAACGUGGAAACUUUUAAUGUUUUGAUUACUAAUUUAUGUAAGAUUAGGAAGACUGAGGAUGCAAUGAAGUUGUUUUAUAGAAUGGGUGAAUGGGGAUGUUACCCUAAUGAAACCACAUUUCUUGUUUUGACAAGGAGUUUAUAUCAGGCAGCAAGGGUAGGAGAGGGUGAUGAGAUGAUUGAUAGGAUGAAAUCUGCUGGGUUCGGGAAUGCACUUGAUAAGAAGGCAUAUUAUGAGUUUAUAAAAAUUUUAUGUGGGAUUGAGAGGAUCGAUCAUGCUAUGAGUCUUUUUUCAAAGAUGAAGGAGGACGGAUGCAAACCCGGGAUCAAGACAUAUGAUUUAUUGAUGGGGAAGUUGUGUGCUCAUGGUCGCCUUGAUAAAGCAAAUGCACUCUUCAGUGAAGCAGUGAAUAGAGGGGUACCUGUGGAAUCCAAGGCUUAUAAGUUGGAUCCAAGAUUUGUGAAGAAACCCACAGUGGCAAAGAAGGAGAAAAAACGAGAAACAUUGCCUGAGAAAAUGGCCCGGAAGAGGAGGCGCCUUAGAAAAAUCAGACUCAGUUUUGUGAAGAAGCCUAAACGAAUGCGGCGAGCAUUUUGAUCUCAUUAAAAUUUUGCUUGGGCUAUGUUGGAAGUUUCAAAGGGUAUGAAUUUAUCAUUGUGAUCAUUUAUUUUUUAUGCUUGUUGUUCUGAUGCUACUGUUGGCAACACCUGAAAUAAAACAGUGCUUAAAGUA